Suillus clintonianus is the source of this 2961-nucleotide messenger RNA. RefSeq lists its product as uncharacterized. The transcript is spliced from 9 exons. The record is from RefSeq and is a predicted model, not a curated record. The coding region runs from base 1 to 2961 and encodes 986 amino acids. NCBI's taxonomy places the organism in Eukaryota, Fungi, Basidiomycota, Agaricomycetes, Boletales, Suillaceae.
AUGUCGCACCUUAGACAAGAUUUCAGUGCCCUUCGCAUUCCCUGCACCAAAUCAGGAUGCAACUGCUGGUUCAAGAACAAGUCUGGAUUCACUCAGCAUACGAACGCAGUACAUCCAGUCCUCAACGCUGCACCCUCACACCCAGACCCGUCUCAGCCUGGCCGUUCCCCUUCACCAUUUUACCCAGACCCGUCUCAACGCAGUCGAUCCCCUUCACCUAUCUUUGAUGGACAUCCCAUCGAACACAAUGGUGCCGCCGGUGAAGAGGAUUUACCUGCUGAGUUCUUUGGUGCUGGCGACCACUUGUAUAGAAACUUCCACCCCCACUUAACCGGUCGCACAUGUGAUCCUGAAGGGAAUUUCCUUCCUCCAGGAGCUCCACCCCCACCACUUACAGAAAAAUCACCCAAUGAUUGGACUCCCUACCGUGAUCGGUUGGAAUUCGAGCUUGCUGACUAUAUUUUCUCCAAGAAUCAGACACCCGCAACACAGAUUGACCACCUUCUGGAUAUGUGGGCGGCAUCGCUAAUCCGAGCCGGCGCUGACACAUCAGAAGUAUUAUUCGCAGACCAUCGCGAUGUUUACAAGACGAUUGACAACACGCCUUUGGGCGAUGUCAAAUGGCAGUCGUUCUCCAUCAAAUAUACGGGAGAGCAUCCAGAUGACGGCCCUGCACCCUGGAUGACAGACAGCUAUGAUGUCUGGUUUCGUGAACCUCACGACAUCGUUCGAAACAUGCUUGCCAACCCUGACUAUGCCGCAGAAAUUGAUCUUCGACCUUACCGCGAAUUCGCAACAGAGACAGACGAGCGCCAGUGGCAAGACUUCAUGUCUGGCGACUGGGCGUGGAAUCACGCAGAUCAAAUUGCUGAGGAUCCAGACACACAUGGCUCGACAUUCAUUCCUGUCAUCCUUGGCAGCGACAAAACCACGGUGUCGGUUGCAACCGGGCAGAACGAUUAUUAUCCGCUAUAUGCAUCCAUAGGAAAUGUCCGCAAUAAUGUACGUCGCGCUCACCGCAAUGCGGUCGCCGUUGUUGGAUUUCUAGCAAUGCCGAAGACGACUAAACAGCACGCAAAGACUGCGAUAUUCCGCAAAUUCCAUCGACAACUAUUUCAUUCCUGCCUUUCAUUCAUUCUGAAGAACCUGAAGCCCGCAAUGACCAAGCCCGAAGUCGUACGCUUUGGCGAUGGCCAUUAUCGUCGCGUUAUCUACGGACUUGGCCCUUACAUUGCAGACUAUGAAGAACAAGUUUUGCUCGCGUGUAUAGUCCGAUUUUGGUGUGCAAAAUGUACUUCGAAUAACAAGACCCUCGACGAUGACAAUCUCCUGCGCUCAAGAUUUCAUACCGACACGCUAAUUGAAGAGUGUGACCAUGGGAUGUUAUGGUUCGAGUAUGGAAUUGUCGCUCAACUUGUGCCGUUUACAAACGACUUUCCGCGAGCCGACAUACAUGAGCUCAUUGCCCCAGAUCUCCUCCACCAGAUCAUAAAGGGUGCCUUCAAAGAUCACCUUGUCGCAUGGGUUGAAAAAUACCUUGUGCGGAUGCAUGGACAAGCACGAGCUGAUAUCAUGCUCGACGACAUUGAUCGAAGAAUCGCAGCAGCUCCGGCGUUUUCGGGAUUGCGCAGAUUUCCUCAAGGGCGCAACUUCAAACAGUGGACCGGGGACGACUCAAAAGCGCUUAUGAAGGUAUAUCUACCGGCAAUUGAAGGCUAUGUCCCGACAGAGAUCGUUCGCACAUUCCGUGCUCUCCUCGAAUUCUGCCACCUUGUCUGUCGGAACGUCAUCACGGAGACAACUCUCAAAGAGAUCGAUGACGCGGUCGUUCGAUUCCAUCACUACCGCGAAAUCUUCAAGUCUUCUGGGACAAUUCCGACCUUUUCACUCCCUCGACAACAUUCAAUCAAACACUACCACACCCUCAUUCGACUUUUCGGAGCCCUGAAUGGACUUUGUUCCUCGAUAACAGAAUCCAAGCAUAUCAAGGCCGUUAAGGAACCGUGGAGACGGUCCAAUCGUUACAAAGCCCUAGGCCAGAUGCUCGUGACGAACCAACGCUUAGAUAAGUUGACUGCAUCACGUCAAGAUUUUCACGCUCGUGGGAUGCUUAACGGCUCCUGCCUAACUUCUGUUCUUACUGCGCUGAACCAACAAGCCCCCAUGGAACAACUCGAUUCAGACCAACACGUGCCGCCUGUCUUGUCAGACGCUGGAGCAGAUGGAAACGAAGACUUUGAGGUCAUCGACGACCCUACAUCAGUCCUCGCACACGUAGAACUCGCUAAGACACCACAAGGGACAAAACGUGCACGAAGCAUUCCAGAGCUUAGCGCUGAGCUCAACAUCCCCGACUUGCCCGACCUCGUUCGAUGGUUCCUGUUCGAACAGUCCAAUCCUGACGAUGCUCGCGACCCUACCAACGUCCCUCUCCUAGAGUCCCCGCACUAUCGAGGUCGAAUUUCUGUGUUUAAUUCUGCAUCGUCCACGUUUCACGCACCCAGCGAUCUCAGCGGAAUUGGUGGCAUGAAACGCGAACAUAUACGUGCAUGUCCCUUAUGGAGAAACGAGCACGCCCGCAAUGAUUGCGUCUUCGUGAUCACUAACUCAGAUGUUCACGGGAUGCGGGGAAUGGAUGUAGCCCGCGUUAUGGCAUUCUUCUCUCUUCGCCAGAAUGCCAGACGUGUUCCGUGCGCCGUGGUCCGUUGGUUUAAUAGGGUUGGUGACGCGCCUGAUCCUGACACUGGCAUGUGGAUGGUCAAGCCAGCUUUCACAGCGAAUCACACCCCACACUUCGCAGUGAUUCAUAUUGACACUAUUUUUCGUGCAGCUCACUUAAUUCCGGUUUUUGGCACAACCCCCCUCCCACCAUCAAUCACAUUCCAUCACACCCUUGACAUAUUCAAACUAUACUAUGUAAACAAGUUCGCGGACCACCACGCAUUCGAGAUCGCGUCUUAG